Gekko japonicus is the source of this 1734-nucleotide messenger RNA. RefSeq names its product interleukin-1 receptor accessory protein-like 1. The record is from RefSeq and is a predicted model, not a curated record. Bases 1 to 1734 code for a protein of 577 amino acids. Gene Ontology annotation, biological process: negative regulation of exocytosis; signal transduction. NCBI's taxonomy places the organism in Eukaryota, Metazoa, Chordata, Lepidosauria, Squamata, Gekkonidae. The transcript is spliced from 9 exons.
AUGUGGAGCAGACAGAUGGGUGGUGUUGGUUGCAAACAUGCAGAUGAGGUUAAGGUUGUGCAGUCCUUUAAAGUUAAUUCUCAAAUAGCUAGAAAAAGACAGGUAUGCCAUGAUAUUAUUGCUACUUUUGAAACAGUUGCCAUGAAAGAAAUAGUACUUGGAAUUAAUGAACCUGCAAAAAGGAAAACAGAAGUUUUCUAUAAAUUGAAGAAAGAAAUAACAAUCAUGCUAAGUGUGCAUCUUAUAACAUCUUCACAUAAUCAGUCAUUUUCUCAGGAUUAUGAACUCUCAGGUUUCUGUUGUGUGCUUCACAUAUCAACAUCAGAAUUGCUGCUUAAAUUUGAAAUCCGAAAUAUGGAAAACACAGUCCGCUUCUACCAGUUCCAAAUUCUGAUGACUAUUCUAAAAUUUGGCACUAGCAGCCAUUCUGCUAAUCUAACCUGCCGAGCAUUCUUUGGAUACAGCGGAGAAGUCAGUCCUUUAAUGUACUGGAUGAAAGGCGAAAAGUUUAUUGAGGAUUUGGAUGAAAGUCGGGUUUGGGAAAGUGAUAUUAGAGUUCUUAAGGAACAUCUUGGAGAACAAGAAGUUUCCAUCUCAUUAAUCCUUGAUUCAGUGGAAGAAGGAGACCUCGGAAAUUACUCAUGUUACGUUGAAAAUGGAUAUGGCCGCAGACACGCCACGGUUAUUCUACUUAAAAGGGAACUAAUGUACACAGUUGAACUUGCUGGUGGCCUUGGUGCUAUUCUGCUACUGCUUAUUUGUUUAGUCACUAUCUACAAAUGUUACAAGAUUGAGAUUAUGCUAUUCUACCGGAAUCAUUUUGGUGCUGAAGAACUAGAUGGAGAUAACAAAGAUUAUGAUGCAUAUCUUUCAUACACCAAAGUGGAUCCUGACCAGUGGAAUCAGGAAACUGGGGAAGAAGAACGAUUUGCUCUGGAGAUCUUACCAGAUAUGCUUGAAAAGCACUAUGGGUACAAGUUGUUUAUUCCGGAUAGAGAUCUGAUUCCAACUGGAACAUACAUUGAAGAUGUGGCAAGAUGUGUAGACCAAAGCAAGCGAUUGAUCAUUGUCAUGACUCCAAAUUAUGUGGUAAGAAGAGGCUGGAGUAUUUUUGAACUGGAAACAAGACUUCGAAAUAUGUUAGUUACAGGAGAAAUUAAAGUGAUACUGAUCGAAUGCAGUGAACUCCGGGGAAUUAUGAAUUAUCAGGAAGUGGAGGCCCUGAAACAUACCAUCAAGCUCCUUACUGUUAUUAAAUGGCAUGGACCAAAAUGCAACAAGUUGAAUUCCAAAUUCUGGAAACGUUUACAGUAUGAAAUGCCUUUUAAGAGGAUAGAACCCAUCACACAUGAGCAGGUAUUAGAUGUCAGUGAGCAAGGACCCUUUGGGGAAUUGCAGACAGUCUCAGCAAUUUCUAUGGCUGCUGCUACCUCCACUGCUCUCGCCACUGCCCAUCCUGACCUGCGCUCCACCUUCCAUAAUACAUAUCAUUCCCAGAUGCGCCAGAAACACUAUUAUCGAAGCUAUGAAUACGACGUACCUCCUACCGGCACCCUGCCUCUUACCUCAAUAGGUAACCAGCAUACCUACUGCAACAUCCCUAUGACACUUAUUAAUGGGCAGCGGCCACAGACAAAAACUAACAGAGAGCAGAAUCCCGAUGAAGCUCAUACAAACAGUGCUAUACUGCCACUCUUACCACGAGAAACCAGUAUAUCAAGUGUCAUUUGGUGA